Molecule: messenger RNA, 1328 nt
Organism: Melanaphis sacchari
Lineage: Eukaryota; Metazoa; Arthropoda; Insecta; Hemiptera; Aphididae
Product: regucalcin-like
Exons: 6
Coding region: 74-1087 (337 amino acids)
Biological process (GO): L-ascorbic acid biosynthetic process
Molecular function (GO): calcium ion binding; gluconolactonase activity
Source: RefSeq, a predicted model, not a curated record
ACUAAUUAUUGCAGCCAUGCUACGAGAAUAUAUAAUGUCAUAGUUGUACACCUGUCGGAAUGGUUCAGUCACGAUGUCGAUUCUCAAGUGUAAUGUUGUGCUCCUAAGUCUGAUGGCGGCCGUGAAAUGUGGCACUGUUAAUUAUAACGGCGCGUCGAUCAAGGAAGUGGCCGACGACGUGAUGGUGCACGGCGAAGGGCCAUUUUGGGAUUCCGAGAAUAACGUCUUGUAUUUCGUCGAUAUAUCUCAACACCGCGUUUAUAGAUUUUUCCAAAACCAUUUGGAAUAUGCUCAAUUAGACAAUGACGUGAGUUUUGUGAUCCCGGUUCAUGGACAACAAGGUCUAUUUGUCAUUGGAUUGGGUACAACGUUGGCUAGUCUCCGAUGGAAUCUCAACGAUAAAACGAAUAAAGUCGUUGGUCUGAUCACCGUUGAUAACAAUAAACCAGGCAACCGAUGGAACGAUGCAAAAGCAGAUACCAACGGGUACUUGUGGGCUGGUACUAUGGGAUUCGAAGACGCAGCUGGAAAUAUCCCUCCGGGACGUGGAACUUUAUAUAAGCUAAACGACACCAGCUGUUUUAAAAGCCUGGAAUCCGUCUUACCUGGCGUUUCUGUUUCCAACGGGCUGGCGUGGAACGGCGACAGUACAAGGAUGUAUUACAUAGAUUCGCCGACCAAGCAAAUAGCGGUUUUUGACUACAAUCCUGUUAAAGCUUCUAUAUCGAACCGGAAAACAUUCUACGAUUUCAAGACAGACGACAUACCGGGCGUCCCUGACGGUAUGACGAUCGACGCAAACGGUGAUCUCUGGAUCGCUAACUACAAUGGUGCUCAGGUACUGCAUGUGAGUGGAACUAAUGGAAAGUUGUUGGGCAAGUUAAAGAUUCCCGCCGAAAAGGUUUCAUCUGUUACGUUUGGUGGACCACAGUUGGAUAAACUAUACGUUACGACAAUCAGUCGUGGUGUGACGCCAGAGAAAUUCCACGAGUAUCCGAUGACGGGAAAGGUAUUAGAAGUGUCCGGUCUAGGUGUCAAAGGUACAAAGAAUAAUCGAAUACGUGAAAAAUGUUUUCGAUCGCCGUAAAUAUUUAGUAUCGUGAGUAAAAAGUAAUUCGCGUUUUAUUAAACAUGACUUCAUUGUACAAAAAAUAAUUCAUAAUUAUAACGUCGUUUAAUAUAUAUCUAAUAUUUAAUCGUAUUUUAAUUAUUGUAUUUGUGAUUUUGUUCAUGACUGUUAAAGUAACAAUGAUUAAAUUUUUAUUUUCCAAUGAAUGUUUACACUGUAUCCACCGUAGAUAUAUAAUACUAUACACUUAUAUAUAAAU